AUGCCCAGUGCAGUUUUUGGAUUUCCACUGAGUGAUAGCUUUGUUUUGGUCUUCCAUAUAUCUGUGUUCUUAUUAUCAAGUCUCCACACAUGUCUUGUGCCCCCACAGGAAAUAGCAUUCUUUGACGUGACUAGAACAGGAAAGCUCUUAAGCAGGCUUUCUGAAGAUACCCAAAUUAUAAAGAAUGCCGCUACAACAAACCUUUCAGAAGCACUGCGUAAUCUGACUACCACAUCUAUUGGUCUUGGCUUUAUGUUUUCAACUUCAUGGAAGCUAACAUGUAAGUACCAGUUCCACAUGCCUGUGCUCUACAGAUUAAGAACUUUGUUGCAUCUCAUUUUGCUGACUGUGUGGCAUCUACCCGUGCAUCAAUAA
Triticum turgidum subsp. durum (durum wheat) is the source of this 375-nucleotide messenger RNA. The record is from the annotation of a GenBank genome assembly. NCBI's taxonomy places the organism in Eukaryota, Viridiplantae, Streptophyta, Magnoliopsida, Poales, Poaceae.